AUGCUCUGUCUUGCCCUGUUUCUACUUCCUCUCCUCCGAUCCGCCCGGGCAGACGUGACGAUCUACACUACGUUCCCCAACUUUGCCUCCUCUGCUCCUGCUCCCUCCCCUACAGGCCCGUACUCCGGCUUACCAGCAUUCGACCCAACGACUAUCCCCCCUCCCGCACCGCCAAACCCGCCACAGCCGACAGAUGUACCGAUUACGCUAUUUCAGGGGGGUAUGCAGGGGUUGAGCAUACCACAGAUGGGGAACUUGCUCGGGUUCAGUAUUGAGCUCAGCGUCAGUAAUACCAUUAUCGGGAAGAAUAGCAAACUGCUCAACGUUCCCUUCCUCAACUAUCUCAACAAUAUCCGUCUUCGUGCGGGUGCUGGCCCGAUUGUUCGUGUCGGCGGCAAUUCUCAGGAGACUGAGACACUGUUCGUCGACGGUCUUCCCGACGGUUCCGAGCUGGACAAGAUCAAUCAAGGUAUAGGCGCGAACGGGGUAAUCAACACGCCCAUCAUUAACUUCUCCCCUGAGCUCCUCUACUCCCUCGCAAAUAUCAGCGCGCUCGUCGAAGCCCAGUGGUACUUUGGCCUCUCGUUCAACGACACUUCCGCAGAUGGGAACGCGCUCGUGGUCGCCCAGUAUGCGCAGGACAUCCUUGGGAAUAACCUGAUCGCCCUCCAGCUGGGGAACGAGCCAGAUCUGUACAGUAACAACGGCAAAAGAGACCCGAACUACGGCAUCCCGGACUACAUGACCGAUUUUGCAAAGGUCGAGGGGGACUUGAUGGCCGCUUCGGGAGUGCAGAGGAAGGAGACUCUUAUCGGCCCGAGCAUUUGCUGCGAGUGGCAGAUUGAUGAUGUGCUGAGCGCCGGGUAUCUGACGCAGUUCAGCCAGGGCCUCAGGCAGGUGUCGGUGCAGCACUACCCAGCAAAUAAUUGCAAGCUCUUGGGUGUCAUCCAACCCUCUGAUAUCUUCCCGUCUUACCUGAACCACACUGCCGCCCAAACGUUCGUCCAGCCCUACUUAGAUGCAGUCCCCGUGGUCCUCGGCGCGGGAAAACCAUUCGUAAUGCUAGAGACGAACACGGCGAGCUGUGGCGGGUUUUUGGGUGUGAGCGAUAGUUUUGGCGCUACUCUGUGGACCCUGGACUUGGCUUUCCAGCUGGCUUGGGCCAACUUCAGCACUGUGCUGUUGCACACCUCAGGCACGUCGGUGUAUUAUAAUCCGAUCACACCUCCACCAGGCAACGAAACCAGAACGAAGCAAUGGAACACGGGUUCGACGUACUACGCCAUGCUGGCGGUCGCCGAAAUGUUUGGCUCGUCAAACAUCUCACAGAUAAUUGACCUCGGCACCUCGGAGACAUCGAUCUACGCCCCUUCCGAGAAAUGGAACAUCACGUGGGCUGGCCAGACACUCUCCCCGGGUGGUGCCCAGUCCUCCGAUGGUGUACUCCAUGGAUCGCAGAACACGGUCCAGAUCGCGUGCGACACGGCGAACAACGUCUGCUAUAUACCUGUCCCAGCGCCGAGCUUUGCACUCGUGUUCCUCUCACAGCAGGCACUGACGGAUAGUACUUCCCAGUCGGAUGGGAUUGCGGGCAGUGGGGGUGGUGCACCUGGACCGCUAAGCUUCACCCCGACUAGUACAAGGGGUGGGGGGGCGACCGGCGUAGACCCGGGGGUGUUGGCGACGAGUAAUGGGGGAGUGCUCGGAGGCGGCGGUCUGGGUAGCACGAGCAAGGAGGGCGACGCUCGUCUGAACGUCCCCUUUCCCGUGUAUCUGGUGGUAUCUACCUCCGUACUUGGAAUUGUGGGGAUGAUGCUGUUGUGGUGA
Dacryopinax primogenitus is the source of this 1827-nucleotide messenger RNA. RefSeq lists its product as uncharacterized. Lineage: Eukaryota; Fungi; Basidiomycota; Dacrymycetes; Dacrymycetales; Dacrymycetaceae. The transcript is spliced from 5 exons. The record is from RefSeq and is a predicted model, not a curated record. Bases 1 to 1827 code for a protein of 608 amino acids.